Molecule: messenger RNA, 2272 nt
Organism: Paramisgurnus dabryanus
Lineage: Eukaryota; Metazoa; Chordata; Actinopteri; Cypriniformes; Cobitidae
Gene: gas2b
Product: growth arrest-specific 2b
Biological process (GO): actin crosslink formation
Cellular component (GO): actin filament
Molecular function (GO): actin filament binding; cytoskeletal adaptor activity; microtubule binding
Source: RefSeq, a predicted model, not a curated record
UUGUUGUUUAACACGUCAUACAGUGAAUGUAACUUGACACUGAGAGUGUUUCGAGGAGAGAGUGAAAGUUUGACACUGACAUUGUUGGCUGAUCCGCACAGCUGAGGACAACUGGAAGUAGGUCACUUUCUGAGUCAGUAUGAAUGGCCCCUUCAGUCCCAGGCGAGAACCAGCACCUGACCUCUCCUGUCUGCUCCAGUACAACGAGUGGCUGGCAUGUAGGCAUGAAGCCAGUCUGCUGCCCAUGAAAGAAGAUCUGGCCAUCUGGCUUAACAGAGUCCUUGGUUUGGAUAUUACAGCUGAGAGUUUCAUGGACAGGUUGGACACUGGUGUAGUCUUAUGUCAGCUUGCAGAGGAGAUACAGGAGAAGAUGAUUCUGACCAGCAAUGACAAGCCAUUUAUUCGCCGUGUGAUAAGGUGGCGGCCUGAUGCAACACCGGGAUCGUUCUUUGCUCGGGACAAUGCAGCAAACUUUCUGUACUGGUGCCGUAAGAUUGGGAUGGCGCAGUCACAUCUUUUUGAAUCUGAAGAUCUUGUUCUUCACAGGCAUCCCAGGGAUGUUUGCUUGUGUCUCAUGCAGCUCGGGAGAAUUGCUUCAAGGUAUGGAAUUGAACCUCCCGCACUUGUGAAUCUAGAGAAAGAGAUUGAAAAAGAGGAAGGUGGCUGUUUGUCACCAUCAAUGUUUUUUGGUUCACCUCUGUCCUCUCCAUCCACUCCACCUCUCUUCUUCCCGACUGACCCAAACCCCCCUCCAGUCUCAACAUCGUCUCCUUUCCCCACACCCAUCUCUCCUGCCACACCACCUGCCUCGCCUCCUCUAGACCCACAUCCCUCUCCUCCUUUACUCGCUACCCCUCCCCCAGAUUUAAUCUCCCGGUCUUCCAGCAUCACUGACUUAAACACCCAGUCCAAACCACAGCCUGCAUCACCCUCUACACCAUCACCUGUCAGCACACCCAUCAAAUCUUUAUCAGCCACACCUACAAAAUGCCUUUCAAAGUUUAAUGGAAAAAAGAAUACUGGUAACCUGCUGGAUGAUAUUGUGAGGCAGAUAUCAGAGGACCCACCCUGCAAAUGUCCAGUCAAAUUCUGCAUUGAGAAGCAACCAAAAGGGCAUUAUCGUGUGGGAGACAAAGUUCUCUAUGUCAGGAUGUUGAAUGAUAAACAUGCCAUGGUUCGUGUCGGUGGUGGAUGGGAGAACUUUGGUACAUACUUGUUAAAGCAUGACCCCUGCAGGGUGACUGUGAUUGCCCGGCCCGGAAUCAAAGCCAGCAAGUCUAAUGGCAAAUCCCCAGUCAAGAGAGAGCUGUCCCGGGAUAGUUACAUGGUUGUAGGUAGUCACUCUCGCUUUAAGAAGUAACACUUUAAAAUGUUUAUGGCAGGUGACACUGUGACAAAUCAGAUUAAAUAAAGAGUAGACUGGAUUUCUUAAGAGCCCAGGUGGCUUGAGCUUUAAUAAAACCUCAUAUUUCAUCUUUCCUUGAGAGUGUUUAGUGUUUUAGGGUUUCAGUUGUAGAUAAAGAAGUUAAAAAUGUUUGACUGUUAUUUUCAGGAGAUUGCUUUUAUAUAAGUUAGAUGUCAAAUGAAUUGAAAUAUUUUCUAUUAUUCACAGAUGAUUAGAUAUUGUUCACCCAACUCUUUUAAUGUGAAACUAUGCAAAUGAUAAAGGGCAGGAUCUCUAAUAUUGAAAGAUAACUGGGAAGUCAAUGUGAUCUAUUUGUUUUAUUUUAUUGUAUAAUCUCAAUGGAAGCAGAAAAUGUUCAUCAGUAAUCCUCUAGGUGGCACCCUGUAUCAAGUUAUGAACUAUUUUACAUCAACUGCAAUACAAUUCUGUAUAGAAGUUUGUUUUGAGAUCUGUGGACAUACUGUUAUGCAAACAUAACAUAUCAACUUUAUAUCCUUACAUCAUGUAUACAUUUCCAAAGUUUUUGUAAACUCAGGAUAUAUAUUUUUACUCAAGAUAAAUAAAGGGCAUCACGUGUUUGCUAUAGCAAACCAAAUUCAAUCAAGGCAUCUCUCUUUCAACAUUUUUUAUCUUAUUAAUUUAGAAAAAAUUAAGAUUUUGUCAUCAUUCAAUUUUAAUGUUGUUCUAAACCUGCAUGAGUUUCUUUUUUCUGUUGAACACAAAGACAUGAAAAACAGACACUAUGGAAGUCAAUGAGAACUGUUAACUAUGUGCUAACCAUCAUUUAUCAAAACAUCUUUUGUGUUCAACAGAAAAAAGAAACUCAUACAGGUUUGGAACAACAUGAGGGUGAGUAAAUGAUGACAA